This is a messenger RNA of Mangifera indica (mango), 1075 nucleotides long. RefSeq lists its product as uncharacterized. Bases 483 to 815 code for a protein of 110 amino acids. Lineage: Eukaryota; Viridiplantae; Streptophyta; Magnoliopsida; Sapindales; Anacardiaceae. The record is from RefSeq and is a predicted model, not a curated record. The transcript is spliced from 3 exons.
CGACUGAAAGAAAGGAAAGGUUUGGGACAAAGCCGAAGAAGAAAACCCGUAUAUAAUCACAGAAACAUCUGACCUUGUUAGCAACCUUGUUUUCGUAUUUGAAUCCGAGCUGGGUUGUUCAGGCAGUAAGUGGUUGUAGUAUUUGUACUUUCUUGUUUUCCUGUAGUUGUUGUAUUCGGUUUGGUAUCCUUUCAAAGGUAGGCUUAUCGCCGAGGACAAACCAACCGAGAUUUCAAUCUCAAAAAUGUUGUCGAGUAACCUAUAAUUUAUGAGGACUAUAUAGAGAAUGAGCAAAGUUGGGUAGCGAAAAAUGUAAUAAAUUAAAAUAAACGGGGAAGAACAAGGAAGAAAAAAAUAUUUACCAUUUUUGAGUUUCUUUCUUGGUUAAGUCUCGGUUCUUAGGGUUCCUUGCAUCACUCGCGUGCUCCCAGGAACAAGAAGAAGAAAAGAAAACAAUUGACAUUUAGAGGUAAAGAUUGGAAAUGAGUUCUGAAAUGUUGCAAGCUGCUAAGGUGUAUCGCCAUCUUCUCAAAGCUGUUGGGAAACAUAUUGGCAAGGAAGACUAUAAGAGGCAUUUCAGGGAAUAUAUAACACAGGAGUUUCGGAAGAACAUCAACUUGUCUGAUCCUUCAUCUAUACAACAAAAGAUUAGACUUGCCUAUGAUUAUACUUUUCUUAUUAACAGUGUGCACCAUCAUAAGGACUUAUUGUUCUCUUACAACAUUGCUGUUGAUAGAUCAGAUGAAAUGAAAAGAGUACUCGGGAAAUCUGCUGCCAGUGUUGGCCUUCGUCUUCCUGAGCCUUACCAGCCUUGAUGGUCAGUAGGUGUCGAGCGCCUUAACAUAUUCACUUUGAAGUCAAUUUUACUUCCUGUGUAGCCCAUAAUACUGUAUUGGAAAUCUGAUUAGAGUCAAUCCCUAUUUGUUUAUAGGUCUAGUUUCUUUGCUGUCAACCAAAUGGAACCAGUGUUUUGGUUGAUCCAUUUUCAUUUUCUUCAAAGUAUGUUUACUGCUGUUGCCUGAACCAGUUGCUGGCCGAAAUAUUUGCCGCACUAAUAAAAUUAUGGUUGCUUGAA